Molecule: messenger RNA, 719 nt
Organism: Episyrphus balteatus (marmalade hoverfly)
Lineage: Eukaryota; Metazoa; Arthropoda; Insecta; Diptera; Syrphidae
Gene: Cpr92A
Product: larval cuticle protein A2B
Exons: 3
Coding region: 81-623 (180 amino acids)
Cellular component (GO): extracellular matrix
Source: RefSeq, a predicted model, not a curated record
AUUAAAUUACAGUCUGCGAUACUUUCUAUCGGUAGUUGGUAAUUCUGCCGUUUAUUUGGAAUAUAUCAUUUACUGUGAAGAUGCAAGUUCAGCUUUUUCUUUUAAUUUUAAGUUUAGUAAGCGUAGUAAACUGUGGUGUCUUACCUUAUGGAUAUGGCCACGCUGGAAUACCAGGCCCGGCCCCACUGGCACACUAUGCUCCAGGACCAGCUCCUGCACAUUAUAUAAGUCCAGCUCCAGCUCCAGAACCUUAUGAUGUGAAUCCUAAAUAUUCCUUUGCAUAUGAUGUUCAAGAUGGAUACACUGGAGAUUCCAAAAGCCAACAUGAAACACGUCAUGGUGAUGUUGUUAAAGGAAGUUACUCCUUGGUUGACCCGGACGGUACAAAGCGCACUGUUGAUUAUACGGCUGAUCCACAUAAUGGAUUUAACGCAGUUGUUCGCAAAGAACCGCUUUUUGCCAAGGCUAUAGCACCAGCUCCUGCUCCAGCUCCUGCACCAUUGCAUUAUGCCCCAGUACCUGCGCCUCCAUUGCCUCAUCUCCCUGCUACCUAUCCGGGUCCUCCAGCAUAUCCAGUUCCAUACCCAGCAGGACCACACCUUGGACACCAUUAUCGUCGUUAAGAAGCCGAAUUUAUUUAAUGUAUUCCUUGUUCGUUCACAGAUAUAUGUAAAUAAGUUUAAGAACAUAGUAAAAAAAAAAUUGAAUGAAACUUUUGU